Onychostoma macrolepis is the source of this 2732-nucleotide messenger RNA. It is a transcript of the gene mal2, whose product is annotated as mal, T cell differentiation protein 2. Lineage: Eukaryota; Metazoa; Chordata; Actinopteri; Cypriniformes; Cyprinidae. Gene Ontology annotation, molecular function: structural constituent of myelin sheath. The record is from RefSeq and is a predicted model, not a curated record. The transcript has 4 exons. Bases 19 to 552 code for a protein of 177 amino acids. Gene Ontology annotation, biological process: myelination. Gene Ontology annotation, cellular component: membrane.
CUGUAUUCGUCAAGCUGAAUGAGGAUGGCGGAAACACCGAACCCGGCCACUACCUCCUUUCCAGCGCCAACUAUUUCUCUACCCCUUGGAAUGGCAAUAUUGAGGACAUAUUCAGGGGCCCUAAUUUGUUUGGAAAUUGUGUUUGGAGGGUUGGUGUGGAUAUUAGUAGCAUCGACGAAUGUGUCUGUGCCAUUGUUGCAGGGAUGGGUGAUGUUUGUGUCAGUAACCAUGUUCAUCUGUUCGUCUCUAUACCUUGCCCUGUUUCUGCUGGGCCUGGCUGACAAGAUUAACACUGACUGGAAUUUCAUGGACAUGUUCUACCAUUUCAUCGCUUUGCUGUUUUAUUUUGGAGCAUUUUUGCUGGAAGCUACAGUUUCAUCUGCGGGUACAUAUGCAAACAGCACCUGCAUACGCAGACCUCGUGGCAACAUAAUAACAUUUCUGGACUAUAGAGAAUAUAACAUUAAUGUCGCUGCUGCGAUAUUUUCAUUUAUAGUGACUUUGUGUUAUGGCUGUAGCAUGUUCAUGGGCUUCAGGAGAUGGAGAAAAUAGCACACAAAAAUGAAGCAUAUGUAACCGAUUCAUAACACAAUAUCAAAUGUAAACUGUACUCUUAUGGACAUUACACAAGGUGAUAAUGUUUCACCACAAUGUCUCUAGGGACUUUAUUCACAUUAAAGUAGAGAUUCAUUUUAAUUAUUUUUAGUUGUAUUUUCUUAUUUGUAUUUUAAUAUAUAUAUAUAUAUAUAUAUAUAUAUAUAUAUAUAUAUAUAAUAUGUAUUAUAUGUAUAUGUAUGUAUAUAAUUGUCUGCGUGUUCUUGUCUCUGUGUACUGGAAGCUUAUGUCACUAAAACAAAUUCCUUUUAUGCGCAAGCAUACUUGGCAAUAAAGCUCUUUCUGAUUCUGAUGUAUAUGUGUGUGACCCUGGGCCACAAAACCAGCCUUAAGUGUCAAUUUUUCGAAAUUGAGAUUUAUACAUUUAAACUUUUAUGGUUUGUUAGGAUAGGACAAUAUUUGGCGAGAUACAAUUAUUUGAAUAUCUCGAAUCUGAGGGUGCAAAAAAAUCUAAAUAUUGAGAAAUAUCGCCUUUAAAGUUGUCCAAAUGAAGUCCUUAGCAAUGCAUAUUACUAAUCACAAGUUGAUAUAUUUAUGGUAGGAAAUUUACAAAAUAUCUUCAUGGAACAUGAUUUUACUUAAUAUCCUAUUGAUUUUUGGCAUAAAAGUAAAAUCUAUAAUUUUGACCUAUACAAUGUAUUUUUGGCUAUUGCUACAAAUAUAACCGUGCUACUUAAGACUGGUUUUGUGAUCCAGGGUCACUCUCUCACACACACUCUCUCACUCACGCACGCACACACGCACACACACACACAUGUCUGGUUUGCUAUCCUUGUGGGGACUCUCCAUAGGCGUAAUGGUUUUUAUACUGUACAAACUGUAUGUGCUAUUGCCCUACACCAACCCUACACCUAAACCUACCCCUUUCAAGAAACUUUGUGCAUUUUUAGAAUUUCAAAAAAACACCAUUUAGUAUGUUUUUUAAGCCUUUUAAAUUACGGGGACAUAGGCAGUGUCCUCGUAAACCACCUUCAAAUUGUAAUACCUCUGUCAUACCCAUGUCAUUAUACAAAUUUUGUCCCCGUAAACCACAAAAACCAGUACACACAGAGGAAAGUAUUCACAACGCUUCACUCUUUCCACAUUUUGUUAUAUUACGGCAUCCUGUUUCUACGGGUUAUCCUUGAGAUGUUUCUACGACUUGAUUGGAGUCCACCUGUGGUAAAUUCAGUUGAUUGGACAUGAUUUGGAAAGGUACACUCCUGUCUAUAUUAGGUCCCACAGUUAACAGUGCAUGUCAAGAAACCAAACCAAGCUAAGCCAAGACAGGAUUGUAUCAAGGCACAGAUCUGGGGAAGGGUACGGAAAAACUUCUGCAGCAUUGAAGGUUCACAGAAGCAUGUAGUCUCUGUUACCCUUAAUGGAAGAAGUUUGAAAGAACCAGGACUCUUCCUAGAGCUGGCCUCAUGGCCAAACUGAGCAAUUGGUGGAGAAGGGCCUUGUUUAGACUGGUGACCAAGAACCUGAUGGUCACUCUAGUUGAGCUCCAUGAUUACAUAUGCAGAUGGGAGAAACCUACAGAAGGACAAACAUCACUGCAACACUCCACCAAUUUGGGCUUUAUGGCGGUGUGGCCAAACUCAAUCCUCUCCUCAGUGAAGACGCAUGAAAACACACUUGGAAUUUUAAAAAAAAUAAAUAAAAAGCACCUAAAGGACCCUCAGACUCUGAGAAACAAGAUUCUUGUUGCUGUAAUGAAAACCUAGUCCAGAGCAUUCAGAACCUCAGACUGGGCAGAAGGUUCACCUUCCAACAGGACAAUGACCCCAAGCACACAGCAAGAGUAGCCUAUAGACAACUCUGUGAAUGUCCUUGAAGCCAGCCACAGCCUGGGAUUUAACCCAAUCAAAUAUUUCUGGAGAAACCUGAAAAUAUGCAUCUGCCCACAUCCAACCUGACAGAACUUGAGAGGUGAAGAGGCGAGGAGAAGAAUGGCAGAUAAUUGGCAAAUGAUGAUGAUCAAAAAGAUUUCAGGCUGUAAUUGGUGCCAAAGAUGCUUCAACAAAGUAUUGAGUAAAGGCUUUGAUAAUUCCUUGGACUUCAUGGCUUGGUUUGUGCUCUGACAGGCACUGUUAACUGUGGGACCUUAUAUAGACAGGAGUGUACCUUUCCAAAUC